Messenger RNA from Opisthorchis viverrini, 504 nucleotides. RefSeq lists its product as hypothetical. The transcript has a single exon. NCBI's taxonomy places the organism in Eukaryota, Metazoa, Platyhelminthes, Trematoda, Opisthorchiida, Opisthorchiidae. The record is from RefSeq and is a predicted model, not a curated record. The annotation marks the transcript as partial.
AUGAGUAUCAUGGCUACCGUACAACCUGUGAUCAACUGGAAUCACUUUGCGGCCUACUUGGUACGAGCCGCCCAAACACCAAUAUGUUGUGUCGGAAAGAAACUUGAACACCUGCGGGACGAUUUGUAUAUGAUUCCACGAGAGAGGAAAGAUUGCGCUACACUACUCAGAGACGAACGAAGUAGUCGGCAAAAACACAACAACAUCACGAGGAAGAGGAGACUCGACUUAAUGCGGGAGCUUGUACGAACAUACGACGCUCGAAGUUAUAAUGAACUGUACAAAAGGCUGUCCGUCCAGGACACUGAUGAUAUUUACGCGGAAUAUGGUCCUACGUGGAAAGAAACGGCCGAACACAGUAUAGCCAACUACUGUAAGGAAAUUAUACUCGAGCAGGAAACCAUGACGUUCGAGCAAAUCCUCAACAGUAAUCAUCACAGUCGAACCUGCCAACACCCUGCAGAUACAACCCUCGGUGAACAGUGGCUAGACCUGCUGGUCCGG